This is a messenger RNA of Aedes albopictus (Asian tiger mosquito), 2471 nucleotides long. RefSeq names its product dnaJ homolog subfamily C member 7 (gene Tpr2). The record is from RefSeq and is a predicted model, not a curated record. Gene Ontology annotation, molecular function: protein binding. Bases 219 to 1877 code for a protein of 552 amino acids. Lineage: Eukaryota; Metazoa; Arthropoda; Insecta; Diptera; Culicidae. The transcript has 4 exons.
CCGUAUCGUUUGUGGAUGUUUUUCUUCCAGACCCUGAAAAAGUAAAGACAGACGAGCAUCAGCAAGCCGUCAUCGGCCGUUCGGUAGUGGUUAUCUUCCCGUUUUCCAGUUCGAUUUCCUGGUUGUCGCGGACCGAAGAAAAUCAUUGGAAUUUCCGUAGGUUUCUACAAGAGUUAUCAUUGAGUUUGUGGUUCCGGGGUGCAAGAAUUGCGCAAAAAAUGUCGACGGAUCAAGUGAUCGAUUUGGUGACUGACGAAAACGACGAAGUGAUUGUGAUUGACGACGACAGUCCCAAGUCCAGCAUCUCGGAAGAUUCGGCGACGAUGGAUGCUGCCAGUGCAGCUACCAUCGAACGGGCGGCUGAACCUGCGGUGAUGGAACAGAAACCGUUUGCAGCACAGGAGCCGAUCCCGGUGGACAUGGAUUUGGACGAGGUUAUUCCGAUUCCCAUCAGCAACCAAACCCUGGCCGAGGAGAAAAAGAACUCUGGCAACGACCUGUACAAGAUCAAACGGUAUGAUGCGGCGCUGCAGCUGUACACGGAGGCGAUCAACCUCUGUCCGGAGACUCCGGCCUACUACGGUAACCGGGCCGCCACCUACAUGAUGCUCGGCGACUACAAGGCCGCCCUCAGGGAUGCCAAGCAGUCGGUCCAGAUCGACACCUUCUUCGAGAAGGGCUACAUGCGGAUCGCCAAGUGCUCCCUGCUGAUGGGUGAUCUGAUUGGCACUGAACAGGCGAUCAGGAAAUUUCUGGAACUAGACCCAUCCAGCCAAGCACUGAAGCAAGAGGUGCACAGUUUGAAACAGUUGCGUGAUCUCAACGAGAAAGCUGCCUUCUGCUAUGACAAACGGGACUACCGAACGUGCUUGUAUCACUGUGAUAAUGCCAUCAAGAUCGCCCCUGCCAGCAUACACUACAAACUGCUGAAGGCGGAAUGCUUGGCACUGCUGGAGCGCUUCGACGAGGCGGGUGACAUUGCCAUCAGCAUAAUGCAGUCCAACUCGACUAAUGCCGACGCGAUCUACGUGCGUGGUCUGACGCUUUAUUACAGUGAUAAUUUGGAUAAAGGACUGCUGCACUUUGAGCGCGCCUUACAGUUCGAUCCGGAUCACAAGAAAGCGAAGGUUAUGCGGAUCAAGGCAAAACAACUGAAAGAACGCAAAGAAAAGGGAAAUGAGCUCUUCAAGAGUGGAAAGUUCAAAGAUGCGCAACUCGUCUACACGGAAGCGUUGGCACUUGAUCCGCUGAACAAGGACAUCAACAGUAAAUUGUACUAUAACCGCGCGCUGGUCAAUUCCAAACUGGGAAACAUCCGGGAAGCCAUCACCGACUGUACCUGCGCACUGGAUAUCAAUGAAAAGUACAUGAAAGCACUGCUGCAGAGGGCAAGACUGCAUUACAAUUUGGAGAACUUUGAAGAAUGCGUUAAGGAUUACGAAAAAGCACUCAAAUUCGAGAAAACGAUGGAAAUCAAAAACCUGCUGAAAGACGCAAAACUACAGUUGAAGAAAUCCAAACGCAAGGACUACUACAAGAUUUUAGGAAUCGGCAAGCAGGCUUCCGACGAAGAGAUCAAGAAAGCAUACCGCAAACGAGCUCUCGUUCACCAUCCCGAUCGUCAUGCAAACUCGACCGACGAGGAGAAAAAGGAACAGGAACGAAAGUUCAAGGAAGUUGGCGAAGCGUACACGGUCCUCUCUGAUCCGGUGAAAAAAUCCCGGUAUGACAACGGUUACGACAUUGAAGAUCUUGAUCAGUCAGAUGUUGACCCUCAACAAAUGUUCCGACAGUUCUUCCAGUUCCCCGGUGGUGAUCCAAACUUCGGCGGUGGCUUCGGUGGCGGCGGCAGCAAUUUCUCGUUCCGAUUCGGUUAAGCUGCAACCUGCGACCACUUUAGCGUUAACUUGCAUCACUUUUAGAAACCUUUUCUGCUAAAUUUUCAAACUAAGCAAAGUAGUGGAACCCGUGCGCGUUAGUGUCGGUAGUGUAAAGUUGUAUUUUUAAGAUAAUGCAUGACGAAAAUGCGCAAGCAAGAUAAGUGUCGAGAGAAGGGAGCACGUUCUGGUAUCGGCUCUCUCUCGGUUUUUCGAUUGCAGCAGAGCAGAGUUUUUUUUUAUUGUGAUUCCGUAAUUCCAUUGAAUGCAAUCUUUCCGAUGGCCCACAAAUGUUCUCCUGCGGGAGCACGGCAUACAACCGAUUCCUCCGUAAGCUAUGCAUAACAAUUACCUAAAUGUUUGAAACAAAAUGACAAAAAGUGAAUAAUCCAGAAUAAAUAGCUGUUCCUGCAAAGUUGGAGAAAAAAAAACAAAUGUACUCUCAGUUUACUUAAUAUGCAUAACAGAAGUAUGUGGAAUGACCACAACAAUACUGCCGUUCUACGCAAAGUUGUUCCAUGUUAUAUGGGAUUCCCAUAUAACAUGGGACAAUCGGGUGUAGAACGGCAGAAUAAAUGGAAUAAAUCCCAAUAA